AUGAACAAGGACGGGAUGCCAACUAUGUCAAGUACUAUUCUACAUCCUUUAUCAUCAUCUCCAGAACCAUUAAAAAUAGUCCUAGACACAACUUUCACUUCUUCCGAUAAUAUUUUUCUUUAUCAUAAAACUAUUAAUAGGAAAAUCUAUGAUGAUGCUCGUCGACGUACACACUUAGAUUUGAUUCCGGGUUCAACUAGCAAAGAUGAUAUAUUUGACGUGUUGUUAUAUAAUGAAAGAAAUGAAAUUACAGAAUGUUCUAUUUCCAAUAUUGCCGUAGAAUUUUUUGAUAAUAAUAAACCAUUUUGGAAAACUCCGGAAAUCAGAUGUGCAGGAUUACUAUCUGGUGUAAUGAGAUCGUACCUUAUCGAAAUUGGCGACGUUACUCCUGGUGAAGGAAGAAAAAUCAAAUGUUUUAAUUCAGUUAGAAAGGAAUAUCAAGUGGUUUUGGUUGAUAAAACGAUGCCACAAAUUGUUCGUGCACCUCAUAUUA
Messenger RNA from Cetraspora pellucida, 493 nucleotides. The record is from the annotation of a GenBank genome assembly. NCBI's taxonomy places the organism in Eukaryota, Fungi, Glomeromycota, Glomeromycetes, Diversisporales, Gigasporaceae.